ACGCGAGUUUGACUAGUUUCUCUUCAUCUCCGCUUCAGCUGGAGAGCAAAGCGACAUCAGCUGAGUUUGCCCUGAAAAAGUACCACCUUUUGUGGAUAAAUUACAGGCAUCUACCAUCACGUAAAAUAGCAUUUUACAAAGUGACAGUGCAGCUGCUAAGCAAAUGAAAUAACUGUCAGCUGUCGUAACCAGAGAAACGGCGAAAGGAGGAAUAACAUCACAUCAAACCCGGCAAACAAAGAGGUCCUUUCUCAACGACAACAUUUUUCCUCCAUAUUCUAUAGUUAUGAGUCAUGUGGCCGUCGAAAAUGUCCACGGUCUAGAGCAGCAGCUCGCUGUCCUAGACUUGACCGCAGCAGACGGGCAGGGGGGAGGCACCAACCGUAAGCAGCCAACAUGUUUUUGGCGAUACAUUCCUCCACAUUUACGGAACAAAGACGCUUCCAAAAAUGCAGGAAAUGCCUUUGCUGCUGGUCGACAGGGUGGCUACACCAUAGCACCUGCAGCCAACUAUGGCUGGGACGGGGGGCGCAACAACUUUGUUAACGGCUACCAUGACAACCGCAUGGGGGGCGGCAACACGUUCAACCGCGGCCCGCCUCGCAUGGAACGGGGCCGAGGUGGCGUCGGAGGAGGUGGUUACCGCGGCAACAGGGGCGGAGCCUUCAACCCCAUCAACCCAGCUCAGCCAAUGGGCUUCGGUGGCUACGAAAAUAAAGACGCAGGCGGCUGGAACACUGCCAAAGACGCCUAUAGCAGUUUUGGCAACAACCGAGGAAAGUCUGCGUUCUUCAAUGACAGAGGCAAUGCUAACAGAGGGAGAUUCGAUCACGGUGGAUUUGGUGGUGGAGGAGGAGGAGGAAACAGCCGCUGGGUGGAGGAGUCUAGAGAUGACGGAGACUGGUCCAAACCAACGCCACGUAACGAACGCCUUGAACAUGAGUUGUUCUCCGGUAGUAACACUGGGAUUAACUUUGAGAAAUACGAUGACAUUCCUGUUGAGGCCACAGGACAGAACUGCCCUCAUCACAUCGAGAGUUUCCAAGAUGUAGACAUGGGUGAGAUUGUGAUGGGUAACAUUGCUCUGAGUCGCUACACCAGACCAACCCCGGUCCAGAAAUAUGCCAUUCCUAUUGUCAAGUCCAAGCGAGACCUCAUGGCCUGUGCACAGACAGGUUCUGGGAAGACAGCAGCGUUCCUGCUGCCCAUUCUCAGCCAGAUCUACACUGAGGGACCAGGAGAAGCUCUUACUGCAGCUAAAGCCAAUGGACAGGAGAAUGGAAAGUAUGGGCGUCGUAAGCAAUACCCCAUCUCCCUGGUACUGGCUCCGACCAGAGAACUGGCACUGCAGAUAUACGAUGAAGCCAGGAAGUUUUCCUACCGCUCCAGAGUGCGUCCCUGUGUUGUGUACGGAGGAGCGGACAUCGGCCAGCAGAUCAGAGAUCUGGAGAGAGGCUGCCACCUGCUGGUGGCCACACCUGGAAGACUGGUGGACAUGAUGGAAAGGGGCAAGAUUGGACUGGACUACUGCAACUAUCUUGUCCUAGAUGAGGCUGAUCGUAUGUUGGACAUGGGCUUUGAACCACAGAUAAGACGCAUCGUUGAACAGGACACCAUGCCUCCUAAAGGCAUCCGACAGACCAUGAUGUUCAGCGCUACCUUUCCUAAAGAGAUCCAGAUCCUGGCCAGGGAUUUCCUGGAUGAGUACAUCUUCCUGGCGGUAGGCAGAGUUGGUUCCACCUCAGAGAACAUCACUCAGAAAGUAGUGUGGGUGGAAGAGAGCGAUAAGAGGUCUUUUCUCCUGGACCUGCUCAGCGCCACAGUCAUCCCCAGCGAGGUACAGGACAAUACUGGAGACAACAUAGAGAAACCUGGUAAGGACUCGUUGACUCUGGUGUUUGUGGAGACCAAGAAAGGUGCUGACGCUUUGGAGGACUUUCUGUAUCGGGAAGGCUACGCCUGCACCAGUAUCCAUGGUGACCGCUCCCAGAGAGACCGAGAGGAGGCCCUAAACCAGUUCAGAUCAGGAAAAUGCCCCAUUUUGGUGGCCACAGCGGUAGCAGCUCGGGGUCUGGACAUCUCCAAUGUGAAACAUGUCAUUAACUUUGACCUGCCAAGCGACAUAGAGGAGUAUGUCCACCGUAUUGGACGUACAGGACGAGUAGGAAACCUGGGACUGGCCACAUCGUUCUUCAAUGACAAGAAUGGGAACAUUACUAAAGACCUGCUGGACAUCCUGGUAGAGGCCAAACAGGAGGUUCCCUCAUGGCUUGAGAGCCUGGCUUAUGAACACCAGCACAAGAGCAGCAACAGAGGACGCUCUAAGAGGUUCUCUGGUGGUUUUGGAGCACGUGAUUACCGCCAGACAGCUGCCGGAGGCAACGCUGGAGCGUUUGUAGGACGUGGAGGUCGUAACCAGGCAGGACAUGGCGGAAACCGUGGCUUUGGAGGAGGUGGUUUCGGUAACUUCUACAACAGCGACGGCUAUGGAGGCAACUACUCACACUCUCAAGUUGACUGGUGGGGCAACUAGGUUUCCUUCACCCCCUUCCCCCUUCCCACUCAGCCCUCUUUCUUCUUCUUCUCACUCAUCCUCCUUCCUUUCUUCACACUGUUGUCUGCACCCCAUCUGUCUCCUGCCCUCCAUCAAUUCCAAGAACCCACAUGCAUGCUAUUAAACUAUUUAUACUCAUUUAUAUAGCUCUCCUUCCAUCCCAAUGCACUCAGAUCUUUGAAUUUCUCCUUAAAAUGUCCUUUCCAUCUGCAUUUCCAUCUCCUCUGUCUUUAGAGUCCCCCAUCCUUUCUUCUUUGGUUCCUCUUUUCCUGGUAAAUCUCACAAUAGACCACAUUAUAAAGGGAUUCCUCAGUUUUAGUUGGGUUUUUUUUCAACACUAGCCACAGAUGUACGUGUUAGCUUCCAGCUAGCAGCAUCGUUUGGUUUCAGUGAGGACAUUUUGAGCUGUUUUCCCUCUGUGAGAAGUGUCUGAAGAAAAAAAACCAACAAAAUUGAAGUUUUAGGUUUUCCUUUAACGCAUAAGAUUGGAUAGACACUAAGGUUUACGAUGUGUUGAAUCCUCUAAAACCGCUGUAGAAGACCAGGGGGGAAAUCCAGUUUAUUCACUUAAGAUUUGAGUUUUGGCUUCAUUGUGUUUUUGUCUGCAUUCACCCAAAGCCAGCCAGGCUUUCCUGUGUACCUUCACAUGUCAUCUUUGUAUUUAAUGCACGGCCAUGUUGUAAAUCACUGGCCAAAAACUUUUUCUAAAAUAUAGUGCAGAGAUGGGCAAGAGGUCAAAUCUGAGCAAAAUAUGUCUGCAUAAAAAAAUGAACAAUGGGAACUGGCUGAGGUCUCCUUCACUGACAUGACAGAUACUACAAAGAGGCCACAGAAAUUACAGUUUUUUGUUUGUUUUUUUUACACCUUUUUUAAACAUUGAAGUACUUUGAAGAUUUACCGAGGUCUGAGAAAGAUGUCAAACAGAGAAGUGAAAACCCAGUCAGUGGGACAGCCAGCAGACGUUGUUGCCCAUUAGCAACCAUGAUGCUAGCAAACUGAAUCUUAGGACUUGUGGUUGUUGAUAUCACAACUACAAACAGCAUUUUCUUUGUUUGAAACAAAACAUAAUGGAGGAUCAUUUGUUUCUGUACUGUGCCUUUAAGAAUUUGAACAUUGUCUCUUA
Thunnus maccoyii (southern bluefin tuna) is the source of this 3677-nucleotide messenger RNA. RefSeq names its product ATP-dependent RNA helicase DDX3X-like. Gene Ontology annotation, biological process: cell differentiation; gamete generation. Gene Ontology annotation, cellular component: nucleus; P granule. Bases 287 to 2533 code for a protein of 748 amino acids. The record is from RefSeq and is a predicted model, not a curated record. The transcript has 20 exons. Gene Ontology annotation, molecular function: ATP binding; RNA helicase activity; RNA binding. NCBI's taxonomy places the organism in Eukaryota, Metazoa, Chordata, Actinopteri, Scombriformes, Scombridae.